Messenger RNA from Schizophyllum commune H4-8, 1368 nucleotides. RefSeq lists its product as uncharacterized. Lineage: Eukaryota; Fungi; Basidiomycota; Agaricomycetes; Agaricales; Schizophyllaceae. The record is from RefSeq and is a predicted model, not a curated record. The coding region runs from base 74 to 1246 and encodes 390 amino acids. The transcript has 3 exons.
CGCGUAUGUCCUCGACUGCCAUCAUAUCUUCUUCGCCUUUUUACCCACGCUAGCUUCUCUCAUCGACGUCGACAUGCACCUACCGCAAGAGCUCGUCAACGAAAUCAUCUUCCACGUCGAGCAUGCCGAGGAUCUUGGAGUACUCGUAAACCUGCUCGAAGCAUCUGUCCCCGUGUUCUCCCCUCAGAUCUCCACGAAUCUGCGCAGAGGACUCGUCACUCUCAAAAGAAAGGACCACUACCUCGCGCUAUCGGCCAUCGCCAAGCUCUGCCCCGAGAUCAUGCGCUCAGUCCAGAGUGUCAAAAUUGAGCGCUCGAAGCAGAUCCCAACGCGGGAUCCUGAGGAGGAGCUUCUGGCCCCAUUACUCGACGCGUGUAACGCCCUUCGGAGCCUCAGCAUCACGACGAAUAUCAUCGCGUGGUCGAAGGCGAUAGGAUCCGAGGAACAGAGGCAGGCAAUCUAUAGGGCCAUGCAGCGCCCGACGCUGGAAUUUCUCUUCAUGAGCUGGCUGUACCUCCGAGAGGCGGACAUCGACGCAUUCCGCGCGCUGGCUCUGUCUGCCUCCCUUCGCAUAGUGCGGUUCUCUGGAUGCCAGCUGGACGCAAUCCAGGCUUCUGAAGGCACCGAGGUGCAGCAGGGGGAUCCUCGCGAGUCGCCCUUGUUCUUCAUCAGCUUCGAUCAGAGCUCGCUCGAAUUCGUCCGGAUGCUGCGCUUCGCGUCCGGGUCGUACCCGUUUGGCGGCCUGCAGAUCAUCGACUACAGCUCAACCUUCUGGGACGACGAUCGCGACAUGAUGGGCGAGCUGACCCGCGCGAACCCGCGCCUGGACAAGCUGUUUCUCCGUACCGACCUCUCCCAGAUGGCCGAAUACGAUCUAUCGGCCUGCGCAUCCCUGAGCAUGCUGUGCAUAUCCUUCACGAAGCCCAUGAACUUCAACCAGGUGUCCGUCCGCAACAUCGCCGCCAUCGUCAACACGCUCCCCGAGUCCGCACCCCUCGCGACGUUCUCGCUCUCCCUGCCCGCGCAGAGCAGCAAGAUCGACCCGUACGAGCAACAUUGGCGCGCGCUAGAGAACGCGCUUCUGGGGAGACGGUUGCCGGUGCGCGCGGUCAUCAUCCGACUGGCCCGACAUGGCGAGCUCGUUAGUUCGGAGGAGACGGAGGCCAAUUAUCAUAGGAGGAUGGCUCAGUAUAUGCCGAACGUAGAUAAGCGGGGCAUACUCAAGGUCACCUUGGAGUCGUAUUGAUGUUAUGGCCUUCAGAGCCGCCAAGCGUUCAAUGUGAAUAUUGUGCUGGCUCGCGCUUACUGACGACUUGUGAUGCGUAGGUGUUGUCGGUCGAGGUGUACAAUGGCACUUCGAAAUGGAAC